Messenger RNA from Penicillium maclennaniae, 3147 nucleotides. RefSeq names its product sulfite reductase subunit alpha. The transcript has a single exon. Gene Ontology annotation, cellular component: cytosol. The record is from RefSeq and is a predicted model, not a curated record. Gene Ontology annotation, molecular function: FMN binding; flavin adenine dinucleotide binding; oxidoreductase activity, acting on the aldehyde or oxo group of donors. NCBI's taxonomy places the organism in Eukaryota, Fungi, Ascomycota, Eurotiomycetes, Eurotiales, Aspergillaceae. The coding region runs from base 1 to 3147 and encodes 1048 amino acids.
AUGAGCGCACCGAAUCCGGCUUUGUCGUCCUUGUCCGGCCCGACUUAUACUACCGCCCAGACACUGAUCCAGCAGGUGGCGUAUCUGUUGAGUGACAAGAUCUUUUCGUACUCACCGGAGACCUUCGAUCUCGAUGCUGCUCUGCAAGCAUGGUCCGAACGAAAGGAGACUAACGCCAAUGGCGAGUCUCCCGUUAUCCAGUCUCUCGAGACCCGCCAGGGUGCCGGAAAUAUGGCUCUUGGAUAUCUCUUCUCCCAAGAUUUCGACCUGAAGAAGCGCCAUGUUCCUCAGGGUAUCGUCGCAUCCUCUGCUACCCUUCCUUACAUGCGGUCCGCUCUGGAGCAGCUUUCUCUGCUCUACUCCGUAGCCAGCCCAGUGGCGGCUCACGUCGCUGCGGUCGACUAUGCCGGUGAGGAAGGUCUGGUUUCGGAUUAUGCUUCGGCUCUCUCCCUGGCUGAGGAUCUUGGUCUCGGUCUGGUCUCCAGUGGCUCUGCCCAUGAGGCUCAGCACAUGGCUCUUUUCACUACUUUGUUGUCGUCCCUUCUGCCUUCAAUUCACAUCUAUGAUGGCGUCCGUGUUGGUCGUGAGACCACCCGUGUCAUUGAUGUUCUUGGCAAGGAUGGCCUGAACAACACAUAUGAGAAUGUUCGCAAGACCAUUGAUGACGCUCGCAACCGCCAUCUCGAUGCACAGGGCAAGGUCCUCGAGCUGCUCAAGACUCUGAACGGCGAGCUCGGAACCGACUAUGGUGCUUUCGAGUACCACGGCCAUGCUGAGCCCAUUUCCGUCCUCGUUGUUUUCGGUACCGUCGAGGCCACUCUGGCUACCCAGGUUGCCCGCUCUUUGGCUAAGGAUGGUGUUCACAUUGGUGUUGUCAACGUCCGGGUUUACCGCCCCUUCGUCGAGGAGGAGUUCCUCCGCGUCCUCCCCAAGACCACCAAGACCGUUGGCAUUCUGGGCCAGGUGGCCAAUGAACAGGCUGUCCAGGAAGAGGGUGUUCACUCUGCUCUCUACGAGGAUGUCCUUGCCGCCUUGACCUUCGCCACCGACCGUGAUCAGACUCCGGCUGCUGUCGAGAUCAAGUACCCUCGCUCGCAGACCUGGGACCUGGUCAGCACUGCUGCUGCCUUCCAGCGUAUCUUCAAUAAGCCCAUUCUCCCCAGUGGAAGCGCCACCAAUGAGACUGCUCCUCUGCAGUUGCUCGAUCCUGCUGCUGUCCAGGAAUACACUUUCUGGGACGUUGACAACUCCGCCUCCGAGGAUGCUGCUCGUAUUCUCAGCCAGGCCCUCGCCGCUGACUCGGCCAGCAACGUCACCACCAGCAAGGUUCAUGACAACCUUGUCCAAGGCGGUGCCAUCCGUGUUGACAUUCGCAAGAGUGCCAAGAUCCUGGAUGCUCCUUACGCUAUUGCUGCUGCUGAUGUUUCUUACGUGGGCAACAUUGCUCUUCUCAAUGACGUUGAUGUUCUGGCUUCCGUCAAGGACAAUGCCAAGGUCAUUGUUAGCGCCCCCGGCGUCAAGGACGAAGAUCUGGAGAAGAAGCUGCCCGCCGCCUUCCGCCAGGCCGUCGCCCAGCGUGGUAUCUCUCUUUUCGUUGUUGACGCUUCCGCCAACGAUGACUCUUCUCUGGAAACGCUCAUUCUUCAGGCUUCCUUCCUUCGUGUUGCUUUGCCCACUCAGGAAGGCCUUGCCGCCAAGAAGCUGUCCGCCAUUGUUGGCAGUGCUGAGGCUCUGGAGAACGUGAUCAAGGAUCUUGAGAAGUUCCUGCGCCAGAUCGAGAUCCCCGAGGCCUGGAAGGAGCCCGAGGGCGCCAGCGAGGCUGUCCAGCUCCCCAAGGACAUUACUGCCAACAGCUUUGCUUCCUUCGACAAAAACGAGACUGAGCCCCUGACCCUCCUCAAGGACUGGGAGACUGCUGCCCGUGGCCUGGCCUUCAAGGAGGCCUAUGGCACUAAGAGCGCUCUCCGCCCUGAUCUGGCGACCAAGACAUUCACUGUCCACGUCAAGGAGAAUCGUCGCCUCACUCCCGUUACCUACGACCGUAACAUCUUCCACAUCGAGUUCGACCUCGGUGACUCCGGUCUCACCUACGACAUCGGUGAGGCUCUGGGUAUCCACGCUGAGAAUGACCCCAAGGAAGUCUCCGACUUCAUUGCCUUCUACGGCCUCAACCCCGAUUCUAUCGUUGAGGUUCCCAGCCGCGAGGAUCCUGCUGUUCUGGAGAACCGCACCGUCUACCAGGCUCUGAUCCAGAAUGUCGACAUCUUCGGUCGCCCCCCCAAGCGCUUCUACGAGGCUCUUGCUGAGUACGCCACUGACGAGAAGGAGAAGACCGACCUGCGCACUCUGGGUGGCCCUGAAGGUGCAACCGAGUUCAAGCGUCGUUCCGAGGUCGACACUGUCACCUUCGCCGACAUUCUGCUCGAGUAUCCAUCUGCCCACCCUGACUUCCACGAGAUUGUCCGCAUCAUUGGUCCUCUGAAACGCCGCGAGUACUCCAUCGCCUCGUGCCAGAAGGUCACCCCCAACACCGUUGCCUUGAUGAUCGUCGCUGUCAACUGGACCGCCCCCAACGGCACCGACCGCUUCGGUCUGGCAACUCGCUACCUGAACAGUCUCCAGGUCGGCUCUCCCGUCACUGUCAGCGUCAAGUCCAGUGUGAUGAAGUUGCCCCCGAAGUCCACCCAGCCCCUCAUCAUGGCUGGUCUCGGAACUGGUCUGGCCCCCUUCCGUGCCUUCGUGCAGCACCGGGCUCUGGAGAAGGCCCAGGGCAAGGAGAUCGGUUCUGUUCUUUUGUACAUGGGAUCACGCCACCAGCGCGAGGAGUACUGUUACGGAGAGGAAUGGGAAGCCUACCAGGAGGCCGGUGUCAUCACCCUUCUUGGCCGUGCUUUCUCUCGUGACCAGCCCGAGAAGAUUUACAUCCAGGACCGCAUGCGUCAGUCUCUUCCUGAGAUCAUGCAGGCUUACAUCCGCGAGGAGGGUGCCUUCUACCUCUGCGGUCCCACUUGGCCCGUUCCCGACGUCACCGCCGUCCUCGAGGAGGCUAUCGCCGCCGAGGCCAAGGCCAACGGCAAAAAGGUCGACACUCGCAAGGAGAUUGAGAAGCUCAAGGAUGAGGAGCGUUACGUUCUCGAGGUGUACUAG